CGGGGUUACGAUCGGAGACCACGAACCAAGCGGUGCGGCGAUGGAGGGUACAUACAAGGUCGACGUGGACGGGGUGAUCUUUUGCGGGGGCGGGGACGGGCCGGGAGACGCAGCGGAUGGAGAGGUGGAGGAGGAGGCGGGCGAUGGAUUCGAGGUAGCCGACAUUGGAGCUUAAGGGGAGGGAAAGGGAGGAGGAGGCGAGGCGAGAGUGAGAACGGACCUCGGUGUCGAGGAGGCGGAGGAGGGGGGAAGGCCGGAGCGGAGAAGGCGAUGGCGGACGACGAGGCAGCGGGACUCGGCUUCGCGGGUUUGGUGAACGCCGGUGGUAUUGCGGUGGAGGUCGGCUUCCGAAGGCAGCGUCGAGAUGGCGCUCCUUUUGUGACCCUCAUUUCCAUUUAGGGAUCCGACCCAACCCAACACAAACUCGGGUCGAGCCAAUUUGAUUCAAUUCGAUCCAUCGCAUCACAUAUAUGCCCCACGUCCCGUAUCGAGACACGACUCCACUAACGACACGCUUCGUAUACGGUAGUGUUAGUCGUGGCUCGAAUGGAUCCCCACAUGCUUUUGGCAGCUCGUAUGCAACGACGCCCGAAAUGCGUCGGAUCUUUCUCAUCCUUCACCAAACUUAACGGACUCCAAGAAACGUCACAUUUUGUUAUCACCCGAACGAGAACAGAGAAGGGGCGCUCUGAAGCGUUACGCGUUGCCUUAAUCUCAGGUCAGAUCUCUUUCUCUUCGCCCUUCACUGGUUUACCGGCAGUUGCAUCCCUUUCAAGAAAGCAAACAAGAAUCGUUGCAACUGUUCCUCGCCGACUCAUAUAAAUGAAUAAUCUGGCAAAACGCUGUAACUCGGUUUCAGUUCCAGAAAAUUUCAGUGAUUACAUCCCGGCUUAUACGAACUGCAAGUGAAGUAAGAUGGAUGCUGGGAAGCAGGGCAGCAGUUCAUUUUGGAGUUGGGAGGAGAAUAAGAAAUUUGAAGUGGCCAUCGUUGCAUAUACUGAGAACCAUCACAUUCCCAUUCCUUGGGAUAAAAUUGCAGCAGAUCUGCCUGGAAGAACCGUGGCCGAAAUCAAAGCCCACUAUGACGAACUAUUGGAAGACAUCUGCAGGAUUGAACUUUAUGCACAGUCUCUUCCCGACUGUGAUGUACCUGAGCAAUCUGCUGCUGGUUGUAGUGUUGCCAACAGAGGAAGUGUGAAUGAACCAAGGAGAGACCAAGAAGAGAUCAAGAGCGCCGCAGAGGGCAACCCUGGACAGGGGAACGACACAGGUGACGACUCAUGCACGGAAAUACUUCAUCCGUCAGAAGACGAUGAACAAGGGCAGGAGAAGGAGAUCAAGGAUCCUUCUCCUUGAUCACUGGUUGAGCCUUUGGAGUUCUCAUGCCCUCUGCAAACCCUGUCAAUAAAUCUUCUUUUCUUUUUCCUCCCCCAGGCUUAGGGGGCUUUGGCACUGA
This is a messenger RNA of Musa acuminata AAA Group (dessert banana), 1456 nucleotides long. RefSeq names its product protein RADIALIS-like 6. The coding region runs from base 916 to 1356 and encodes 146 amino acids. The record is from RefSeq and is a predicted model, not a curated record. The transcript is spliced from 3 exons. Gene Ontology annotation, molecular function: DNA-binding transcription factor activity. NCBI's taxonomy places the organism in Eukaryota, Viridiplantae, Streptophyta, Magnoliopsida, Zingiberales, Musaceae.